AUGAACCGUUCACACGCCGUCGUUUCCUUCAUUUUCUUCGUUUGUUUCACAUCUCAGAUUGAUUGUGAUUGUAAGAACAACGUAGGUUUCUUCUGGAAAGAGUUGCUUUCAGGUUCCUUGAAAGCAGUUCUUCGCGGAGUGAACGUCAAACAGAAUUUGGGAGAGGCAACAAGAAAAGUGAGCUUUUUUGAACUUCGGAUAGUAUUACAACAAAUCAAUCAUUCCCAACGUCUUACCUACUUUCUAACGAUAAACUUGGGAAAUUGCAGUUACUCAAAGAUGAACCUGAUUGCAAAAGGAAAUGCGCCGAUUUGACCGAUUUCCCGUGCAAAGCCAUACUUUGGCCAACCGAAGACGGAAAGGGAGAUUGCUAUCUUUUGAGUGAUGUGAUUUUUUUCUGAAUUAUUUAUUCAAUGUUGUCAACUCACUCAGGUCAACUUAAAACAAGAUAUUUUCGUGGAUGAAAGAAAUUUCAUACUUUAUGUGCAAGUUUGUGAUGGCGAAGCACAAUCCAACGUCAGUUUUUGUCAAUUUGAGGAAACCAAGAAAGGCAUUUCUUUAUCGAAAAGUGAAGCGCAUGAAUCUCCAGGUCGCGAAUUUAAAUUUGACAAACACGAUGAAAGAUUCAGGAGCGACAACUGAAGCUUCGUGCAAAGAAUUUUGCGUGUCGAAAUAUAGUGGUGUUGACUGUAAUGCGUACAUCGUAUCUACAGACCGGUAAGUAAAAUAAAUCGUUUUAUUUUACUGCGCUUGAAAUUCUUUCACUCUACGAAAUUUCGAAGAACAAAAUAUUUAUUUGAAACAUACAAUGCUACAGCGCAUCAACGUGUACUUUAUACGCUACAGUUCCACAAGAUCUCACCGCAGGUUCACAAAAUUUAUGGACCAAGUCCUGUUCUAAACCGGCAAGUAAGGGAGAAUUUCUAAGAAAAAUUGCAAAAAAAAAAUCCGAAAUUUUAGAAAACUGUGAAUACACGUCAUGGUCAGAAUGGAGUUCUUGCAUAGUUAGUUGUGGCGGUGGUCUAAGGCAAAGAAAUCGAACGGUUCUUUCCGAGCCUGGUGUAUCUGGAAUUGCUUGUUUUGAGAGCGAAACAACGGAAGUCGGAACUUGCGGAGCUCAGGUGAGCUGUAACAUUGAGUUUGAUUCUGCUAUUUCAAAAAGGAUCUGAAAAACUUUCACAUCGCCCUUUUAUCUCGUCACACAUGAUUAUAUACUUUUUUUAGGAAUGUAACGCGGCCUGUAUUUUCAAAGAAUGGAGUGCUUACAGCAGUUGUAAUGCAUCUUGUGGCGAAGUCGGUAAAAUUUCAAGAUCAAGAAUGAGUCUGCAAGGGUCCUGCGAUCCAGAAACUCAAACAACGGUUAGUCUCUUCAAAGAGAUCGAACUCAUUCUCAACUUCUAGACUUGUAACGGCGCUCUUUGUGACAGUCCUGAGAACGGAGUCUGCCUGUAUUCUUUGUGGAGCGAGUGGUCAUCGUGCAACUCGUUAUGUUUCACAUCACGCACAAGAACUCUUGAGGUGAGUUUGAUACCUAAACAGAGUAGUAGAGAAACAACUCAUACAAAGGUGGGAUCUGAGCGAAAGUGCGAAAUAUCCAAUGGACCUUUGAACAACACAGUUGUUUGCGAGGGUGGUCAGUGCAGUGAGUUUCUAUUUUUUCGCAAAAAAUCGUCAAAAUGCAAAAUUAAUUUUGAAAUUGAAGUUGGUGAAAAGAACGCGACUCAAGAGUUUGGGACAAACAGCAACGGAACGAAUCAUGAAACGGCUACCACGCUUGGUUAAGCUGCUUUUUCCACUUAAAGAAUUUUUCUGAAACUUUAGGCUUCACCUCAGAAACUGGUUGCCGCAUUACUAAUUUUGAUCCUUCAAGCAGGCCUUCCUCAAAAGGCUUCAAAGUUUUCGAGUUGUUGAAUAUAUUGGGAAAAAUGGAGUUUCAGGCGGUUGGGGCCAGAGAAAACUGUGCGGCGGCCUGUGCUACCGAAACUUCGUUUUUUUGUGAAGCUUACAGUUCUCCAGGACCUGGAGGAUCAUGUGUUCUGUACGGAAAACUUGAUAAGCCGGUCAUCUCCCUAUCCCACAGUAGAUACUACUUGCAGGACGUCUUUUGUUCUCUCAACGGUGAGUCAGUUUUUUCCUGAUCAAGGAAUAUAUUCAACUUACUUCAUAAGACCAUAGGACUACUAAGCGUCGUUCAACUUUUUUUUCCAGACACAGAGAAAUAAGAGGUUGUGAAUCAACUAAAAUUUUCAUGAACAAGUUUUCUGCACUUACGUCACUGACCAAUAUUCACAAAUUCAGAGGAAAAUUAUAUCUAAAAUAGAAAAUCGACUCAAAUCUCGGUAUUUACGGUAGAAAAGUCAAAAACUACACAAAUUCAGCUAGUAGCACGGCGGUGAUGUGCCACUGGGAACUUGCUCGCACCGGAGUGUCCCUGGAUUUUUCAAAGGCUUCUAAUUUCGCUUCCAUCGGUUUGCAACAAUUCUUCUGUCGAGAAAACCUAAUUUCCUCAGCUUUCACCAUUGACGCUGCCCAUUGCGGAACGCUGUGCAUGAUGAAUUUUCCAAUCUUCAAACCGAGACCUUGCCGAGCCUACGCCUGGGAUCAUACCAUCAGUUCGAAGCUUUGAAAAGAAGUAAAACGUUUUUUUUUUUCAGGCUACACAACUGGAAAAGUCAACUGUUUUAUGUACGACGACGCUUUUGUCACAAAUACUACCCAGCCUGGAGUUCUGGAUUUGUAUCAACUUUUAUGCUAACCUUUUGUUUUUUUAAGGUUUUUAAUAAAAGGGUCAAAAAAUUUUUUUAUGUGCCGAGCACAAGUCCAAAAAAAGGAGAAAAUAUGUUUAAAAAAACAACGUGGUUUCAAAAAUUUUUUUAUUCAAUUUUUUUGUAAAAAAAGUAUCAUAUCUCUCGAGGCAUCGGUUAAAAAACAGCGAAAUACAAAUAAUGCAAUCACUUACUCUUUUGAGUGUUUCAACUUUCAUAACUUUUACGUCUGAGCUUUUUUUUUUGAAUUUAUAGUCGGUUCAAAUCGUCAUACCUUGAGUUUUACACAAUUUCCAAAAAUUAGGGAAAAAACGAUUUUCCGCUUUAUAAAAGAAGUUUAACUGGUUAAUUAACGCGAAAAGGCUUAGAAGUGUGGAAAGUAUAGCCGAACGGAAAUUAGGUGGGUCCUGUGCGCAUGGACGAACUUAGAAGUGUCAAAGGCGAAAAGCAGUGGAAGCAGACUUCCGAUUCGAAAGGAAGGCUUCUGAAACGCGAGCGGCUUGACGUAUUGCCCAGCGGCUACUGUUGCAACCGCUAG
Molecule: messenger RNA, 3303 nt
Organism: Caenorhabditis auriculariae
Lineage: Eukaryota; Metazoa; Nematoda; Chromadorea; Rhabditida; Rhabditidae
Source: the annotation of a GenBank genome assembly